This is a messenger RNA of Verticillium dahliae VdLs.17, 877 nucleotides long. Its product is annotated as ER-derived vesicles protein ERV14. Gene Ontology annotation, biological process: endoplasmic reticulum to Golgi vesicle-mediated transport. The record is from RefSeq and is a predicted model, not a curated record. Lineage: Eukaryota; Fungi; Ascomycota; Sordariomycetes; Glomerellales; Plectosphaerellaceae. The transcript has 4 exons. The coding region runs from base 1 to 417 and encodes 138 amino acids. Gene Ontology annotation, cellular component: COPII-coated ER to Golgi transport vesicle; endoplasmic reticulum membrane.
AUGUCCGGCGAGGCGUGGUUAUACCUCUUUGCGGUGUUGAUCAACGCCGUCAACCUGUUCCUUCAAGUCUUCUUCACCAUCAUGUACAGCGAUCUGGAAUGCGACUACAUCAACCCCAUCGACCUCUGCAACCGCCUGAACACCUACAUCAUCCCCGAGGCUGCCGUCCAUGGUUUCAUGACGUUCCUCUUCCUCAUCAACGGAUACUGGCUGCCUCUGAUCCUCAACCUUCCCCUCCUUGCGUGGAAUGUCAAGAAGAUCGCUGAGAACACCCACCUGCUGGACGCCACCGAGAUCUUCAGGAAGCUGAACGUGCACAAGAAGGAAUCCUUCGUCAAGCUUGGUUUCCACCUUUUGCUCUUCUUCUUCUACCUCUACAGCAUGAUUGUCGCUCUCAUCCGAGACGACACCAAAUAAGCGCCCUGCGCUUUCCAGCAUCGACGCAGACGGCCUUCGGCACACAGCGCGACAUUCUCGCGGCACGAUACGAAACCGGACGAGACGAUGGACGAACGACUAGCCCCUAGAUGCGCUUGAGAGGGCUACUUUCGAGGGUGCGCUAGGCAAAGGCGUACCGGGCAACCGGACUAGACACGGUCAUGAUACCAGCAGGAAAGGGGGCGGAGCGGCGGUGUUUGUGAUAUGGGGUAACGUCUGACAACACCGACGAGACGGCGACCAAAAAAAAGGAAUAGAGGUGUGCAUGGACUACACAGGUCCAGCCCCCUCUACUACGCGGUCGAUGACGAGGUGCUCAGGUUUACAUGUGAGACUCAUUCAGUUGUUUGGGAAUUGGGAGGUUAUGAUGCGAAGACCAAUACCUUUGUAUCUGUUUUCUGUUGCUUGCAGGCAGGUUUCCAGCCUGAAGCCGGGGGCG